AUGGCGCGAGUUGAAGAUAUAUUGCAGAAGAUGAUGAGAAGGUUUGAUUCUAGUGAUGAGCAGGCCAAGGAAUUGAGAGAUAAUUUGGUUACUAUUGGGCAAAAGGUUGAUGCACAUGCGAAGAAAAAAGGUCUGAGCGCUUUGACUAUUCCAUGUACCAUCGACUUAUUAUACUUUGCUAAAUCACUAUGUGAUCUCAGUGCAAGCAUAAAUCUCAUGCCUCUCUCCAUUUAUAAGAAAUUGUGUUUAGGUCACUCAAAGCCCACUGAAUUGUGGUUUAUGAUGGCCGAUCGAAUAGGGAAGAGGAUCAUUAGGAUACUCCAUGAUGUGCUCAUGAAGGUGGAGUCGUUUAUAUUUCCGACUGAUUUUGUGAUUCAUAAAUUUGAGGUGGAUUUGGAGGUGCCUAUUAUCAUUGGGAGGUUGUUCCUUGCUAGUGGUCCCGCCUUGGUUGCUAUGGAAAAAUGGCAGAUGAAGUUUAGGUUAAACAAUGAAGAAGCAACUUUAAACGUUUGUAGGUCCAUAAAGCGCAAUGGUGAGCUCAAAACGGUAUCUUCUAUAUCCUACAGGGUUGAGAGUACGUCUGAGGUACAAAUCGAGGAGUGCCUUUGUGUUGAGGCACUAGUGGCAGUGAUAAUGAAGUUUGAGAGUGAUGGUAUUGAAGAGUAUGGGUAUUUUGUUGCGGCACUUGAAUGA
This is a messenger RNA of Solanum pennellii, 693 nucleotides long. RefSeq lists its product as uncharacterized. Bases 1 to 693 code for a protein of 230 amino acids. The record is from RefSeq and is a predicted model, not a curated record. Lineage: Eukaryota; Viridiplantae; Streptophyta; Magnoliopsida; Solanales; Solanaceae. The transcript has 2 exons.